Molecule: messenger RNA, 484 nt
Organism: Heterocephalus glaber (naked mole-rat)
Lineage: Eukaryota; Metazoa; Chordata; Mammalia; Rodentia; Bathyergidae
Product: late cornified envelope protein 3A-like
Biological process (GO): epidermis development
Source: RefSeq, a predicted model, not a curated record
GGUCGUGGCAGUGUGUGAUACUGCCACCCUCCCUUUGGGUGAGGAUGAGGAGGACACAUGCUUGGGCCACGCAUCAUAAAACCCAGCUCAGGAUAAAAGGGCUCUGGUCGUGGAUGCCUCAGUGUCAGUUCUCUCAGGAAGUGGCUCCUCUGCCUCCACAGAGCCAGGCUCUCCGACCCCAGCGAGAUGUCCUGCCAGCAGAGCCAGCAGCAGCAGCGCCAGGCCCCUCCCCAGUGCCCCUCCCCCGAGUGCCCCCAGAAGAGCCCGGCACAGUGUCUGCCUGCUGCCUCCUCCUGCUGUGCGCCCAGCUCUGCGGGCUGCGGGGGCCUCAGCUCCAGCUCCGGGGGCGGCUGCUGCCUGAGCCCGCACAGGCGCCGCAGGUCGCACAGGUGCAGGCUGCGGAGCUCGGACUCGUGUGAUGGUGCCAGCGGCCGGCAGUGUGGGGGCUCUGGCUGUGGCCACAGCUCUGGGGGCGGCUGCUGAC